Rubroshorea leprosula is the source of this 919-nucleotide messenger RNA. The record is from the annotation of a GenBank genome assembly. Lineage: Eukaryota; Viridiplantae; Streptophyta; Magnoliopsida; Malvales; Dipterocarpaceae.
UUUCUUCCUCUUUUUCCUUCCUCCUUCGACCUUUUUCUUGUUGUUUCUCUCUCCCCUUUCUUCAUCUUCCUCUUUCCCCUUCUAGAUCUAUGUGGGUUCUCCCUUGAGAACUCAGAUCUAGGAACCCAGAUCUGGGUUGUUUCCAUACAGGCUAAGUUUUUUUGCUUUCUUUUUCUUUUUUGGUGUGUGUUUGGUUGCCAUGAAAGAUUGGUUUUUUGGGUAUUCACAGAUUCUUAGGAAACAGAAUUACAAACAAUGAAUGGCGUAGGAAUUCUUUGACCUUGGUGAUGAAUUGGAAGGCAACGUCGCGAUGGAGGAAAGAAUCGAAGGAAGGGAUCCAAGUGGAGUCUGGCUAGACAAGGCAGAUGCAGAGGGAAUCGGGUUUGAGAAAGUUUGGGUCUGUGCUUCUUGGGGAUUUUAGUGAUGAGAAAGGAGGUGGAAAAAGGAAGGUGUUUUGGGAAGUUAGGGUUAGGGUUUAAUAGUGGUUUGGAGAAGAUGAGGCGCGGAGCCAUGGAAAUCGGCUAUGGAGUUCGGGUACCGUUUGAGUCAUUAAUUUUGGUAAGAACAAAGAUUUGGGUUGGAGCAAAUCAAGAAGAGAGAAGGGUCGAGAUUAUCAGAUAGAAGGAUGUUGGACAACACCGGUGACCGUCGGUGGUGCCGAUGUGAUGUAGGUAAUUUAUGUGUGAAACCUAGAUUUGAGUUUGAGAAAAACCCAGAUCUGGGUUUGAGAGAAGACCUGGAUUUCGGAUGGCCACAAAAGGCACACCAGGAUCGCGUCACUCAUGCUCUUCGCUUGCUGAGUGAACCAUUCAUCAGUGCCGAGGAAGAAGCCUGGGAAAGAAGAAGGGGCGAAUGGAUGAGAGAGACGAAGGGAGGAAGAAGAAGAUUAAUAAUCUAAUAUUAAAUUAUGUGGGUUUUU